UUUAGGUAACAUCCUACAGACAUUUAGGAAACACAAUGACGGAGACCAACCAACUGUAGAGACAAACGCAUCAGAAGAAACUAACAUGAUGAAGGGAUUUCUUCUGCUCAUCCUUUUACUGAUGGCAGGCUGUGAGGACUCGUCUGAACAGUCUGGAGAAGAUUCUGAAGUGAUAAGAUGCAGAGAAGGAUGGGUUGAAUUCACUUGCAAAUAUCCAAAACAACAUGAAAGUAUUUCUGUAGUUACUCCCAAAAACACAACCAUACAAACCACUAAAAAGGAUGUGUGGGAAAACAAAGGCAGAGUUUCCCUGUACCAUGAUACAAACAAUAAAAAUCUCAGGGUGGUCAUCAAACAACUUGAACCUGAGGACUUUGGGAACUACACCUGUAAAUUUACACGACGAGACUCAUCCAGUGACCAUAAAGUGAAACUGGAAGUUGAGAAAAAAAUGUGCCAGAGACAAUUUAAUCAAACUGCGUACAGAACAGCUAAAACCACCAUCACAUGUAAUUACACAGGAAACAAAUACAAGUUCUUCAGCAAAGAGAACGGUUCAAUCUGUGAGGAUAUUUUAUCAACAAAAUCCUCUCUGAAGUCAAACGGGACAUUCACUCUCACAGAAACCAACAGUAGCUUCAGCCUGUCCAUCAGUAACGUGUCCUCACAUGAUGCUGGUGUCUACCGGUGUGGAGUGGAAACACAUGAAGGAAGUUACAGAGCUGCUCUCAGAAAGAUACAGCUGAAGGUUGAAGAUAUUACUAACCUCACAAAGUCUCUAACUGUUGGACAGGAUCUUACAUACUGGUGUGAAUAUCCAAAUGGUGCUCUGAUAAACAAAUUCAUCUGUAAGGGAGAAGAUCCAUCUAUAUGUCAACCUCUAGUAAGCACACAGCAAAACAAGAAAACUGGGAGGUUUUCCAUCAAGGAGGACAAUAAGAAGAGAAAUGUCACCAUAACAGUGAGAGGAGUAACAACAGACGACACUGGGACGUACUGGUGUGGAGCAAAAAGCACUGACAAAACACGCAGCAACCCAUUCUUCCAUAAACUGGUGAUGACUGUAGGGCUGGGACAAAACGGUGAUGGCUUUUGGUAUAAUAAUUCUACAACUAUAACCAUUGCUGCGGUCAUCUGUGUAGCUGUGCUGGUGCUUGGGCUUAUUUUUGUUCUCAUCUGCAAACGAUUUAAGCGUUCAAAAAACACAAUAAAUGAGGAAGCACAGUACAACAAUGAGGAUCGUGCCUAUGAGGAGAUACAGGAGCUCCCCCAGAUGCCAGGUUCAGGAAGGGAACUUAAAUCUGUUUACGCCACUGCCAACUUUCCCACAAACCCAUCUUCUGCCUCGCAGCAUUACUACAACAUCAAUAUUCAUAGUUAGUGUGGUGACACAUCAUGCUGUGAGGGACAAUGACCAAUUUCCCAUCCAAUCGACUGUUAAUCACCCAACCAGCUCUUCCGAAGACACUUUUUAUUCUUUUUAUUGUGACAGUUAAUUGUAUAUUGAUGUAAUAUUUUUACAGGACUAAAUUUGAGGUUUAGUUGCAGAGUGUCAAUCAACUAACACCUCAAAAAGGAAUUAAUUUAAUCAUCACCUGAGCAAUAUUCACUGAAAUAAAGUUUAUCCAUGACAGAUUGCA
Molecule: messenger RNA, 1640 nt
Organism: Micropterus salmoides (largemouth bass)
Lineage: Eukaryota; Metazoa; Chordata; Actinopteri; Centrarchiformes; Centrarchidae
Product: polymeric immunoglobulin receptor-like
Exons: 7
Coding region: 86-1381 (431 amino acids)
Cellular component (GO): plasma membrane
Molecular function (GO): transmembrane signaling receptor activity
Source: RefSeq, a predicted model, not a curated record